Messenger RNA from Panonychus citri (citrus red mite), 1069 nucleotides. Its product is annotated as transmembrane emp24 domain-containing protein 5-like. The transcript has 4 exons. Gene Ontology annotation, biological process: endoplasmic reticulum to Golgi vesicle-mediated transport; intracellular protein transport; Golgi organization. Gene Ontology annotation, cellular component: endoplasmic reticulum; Golgi apparatus; COPII-coated ER to Golgi transport vesicle. The coding region runs from base 119 to 820 and encodes 233 amino acids. Lineage: Eukaryota; Metazoa; Arthropoda; Arachnida; Trombidiformes; Tetranychidae. The record is from RefSeq and is a predicted model, not a curated record.
AUUUCAACCAGUUGCAGUUUAGAAUUGAAAAUGAAUACAAACUGAGAGUCUUUCGGUUCAUCUGUUUACUUUUUGUUUCUCUUUUUUGUUUCGUUUGUUUUUCUUUUUCUUUGUGAUAAUGGCGAAUGAUUUUAUUAAUUUAACCUUAAUUACUCUUUUGAUUAACUGGACAUUCGGUUUAAUUGGUUGUGAAACUUAUCCAAGUCCAGAGAAAUUAGGAUUUGCUUACGAAUUCAAGAUCCACAUUGAUGCAGGUAGAGAAGAGUGUUUUUACCAACUGGUUCAAUCCCAUUCAACUCUCUACGUGGCAUUUCAGGUUAUGAGAGGUGGUGAUAGUAAAGCUGGAUUCUUAAUAAGAGAACCUACUGGACAGACAAUUUUACCAUAUAAAUGGUCCGAAAAUGCUGAACACGAGGAAUCAUCCGUACAAAAUGGAGGUUAUUAUCAAUUCUGUAUUGACAAUUCACUUUCACGAUUCGCAUCUAAAUUGGUCAGUCUCUAUGUGGCCUCUUACAAGAGAGACGAAUGGGACAAAUACAUUUCCGAACUGACAGCAAAUGAUGUGACCGUUACCAACUUUACGGCUUCGCUAUCAAAUGUUGAUAAAAACAUUGGAACCAUGUUGAAAAAUUUGGACCAAUCUCGUCGUCAUCAGUCCCACGAUUGGUACCUUGUCGAUGGUAACAAUAGAUACAUUCAGAAUUGGUCGAUCGCUCAGUGUUUGAUUAUCGUUAUUUCAUCGGUAGUCCAAGUAUUUGCCGUUAAAAGGUUCUUCAUGGCCGAUGAGAAAUCUUCCUCUUUCGGAAAACCUCGAGCUUAAAGAUAAUUAACUAAUUAAUCUUAUCGUUUCAAUCGUCACAUCACAAUUAUCACCAUCAUCAUCCAAGAUCUUCAGUCUCUCUCUCUCUUUCUUUCAAUCUCCAAUUCCAAUUCCAAUUUGUAAAUGAAAUCCUUUUGUAAUCAACUCUUAUUUUCAUCAUUAUGAUUUCAACAAUCAAACUAAACUUGUUAAUUGUUAUCAAAGACAAUUAAUAUUCAUCCAUGGGUAUUAAAUAUUUUGCAAAUGAUA